Salvia splendens (bonfire salvia) is the source of this 1629-nucleotide messenger RNA. Its product is annotated as gallate 1-beta-glucosyltransferase. The coding region runs from base 50 to 1501 and encodes 483 amino acids. Lineage: Eukaryota; Viridiplantae; Streptophyta; Magnoliopsida; Lamiales; Lamiaceae. The record is from RefSeq and is a predicted model, not a curated record. The transcript has 2 exons. Gene Ontology annotation, molecular function: quercetin 3-O-glucosyltransferase activity; quercetin 7-O-glucosyltransferase activity.
UAAAUUGAUAACAAGAAUAAAAACAAAAGAACGAAGACCGACCAUACAUAUGGCAGGAAACAACAACACACUCAGCGGGAAAAACAUCCAUGCAUUCAUGGUCUCCUUCCCGGGACAAGGCCACGUAAACCCCCUCCUCCGCCUGGGCCGCCGCCUCGCCGCCUCCGGCGGCCUCGUCACCUUCUGCGCCCCCGAAGCCGCCGGCGUCAGCAUCCGCAAGGCCAACAGCAUCACCGACGACGGCCGCCCCACCCCCUGCGGCCGCGGCGCCAUCCGCUUCCAGUUCUUCGACGACGGCUGGGACUUCAACAGUCCCAACCGCGACGACCUCCGCGCCUGCCUUGCCCAGAUCGAGGCAGCCGGGAGAGUAAAGCUCCCGCAACUGAUCCGUAAAGAGGCCGAAGCGGGCCGUCCGGUGUCGUGCCUCAUCAACAACCCAUUCAUCCCGUGGGUGUCCGACGUGGCGGAGAGCCUCGCCAUCCCCAACGCCGUCCUCUGGACUCAGUCGUGCGCGUGCUUCUCCGCCUACUACCACUACCACAACGGCCUCGUGCCGUUCCCGACUGCGCGGGAGCCGGAGAUGGACGUGCAGCUCCCGCGCGUUCCGCUGCUCAGGCACGACGAAUUUCCUGAUUACUUGCAUCCUCGGAGUCCGUACGUUUUUCUGCGGGACGCCAUCUUGGGGCAGUUUCGUAAUUUGGCGACACCGUUCUGCGUAUUGAUGGAUACUUUCGACGAGAUGGAACGUGACAACAUUGAAUACAUGUCGCGAGUUAUCGGCCGUCCCAUCAGAACUGUGGGCCCGCUGUUUAAGGAGCUGGAAUCGGAAUCGGAAUCGGAAUCUAAGGCGUUGCGCGCGGACUUCUUUAAGGCGGAGGAUUGCAUCGAGUGGCUCGAUUCGAAGGCGCCCCGGUCGGUGGUCUACAUAUCGUUCGGGAGCGCCGUGCACCUGCAGCAGGAGCAGGUGGACGAGAUAGCAAAGGGGCUAGCAGAGUCGGACGUGUCGUUUCUGUGGGUGGUGAGGCCGCCGCCGCGGGAGAAGAACUGGAAGCCGCAUGUUCUACCGGGGAGCUUUUUGGACAAGGUGGGGGAGAGGGGGAGGAUCGUGCAGUGGAGCCCGCAGGAGGAGGUGCUGGCCCACCCCUCCACGGCCUGCUUCAUGACGCACUGUGGAUGGAACUCGACUAUGGAGGCAUUAGCGAGUGGGGUGCCGGUGGUGGCAUUCCCUCAGUGGGGGGAUCAAGUGACCAAUGCCAAGUUUAUGGUUGAUGUUUUUAAGGUCGGGGUGAGGAUGUGUAGAGGGGAGGCGGAGGGGAGGAUUGUUCCCCAGGAUGAGGUGGCGAGGGUGCUGGAGGCGGUGGUCCGUGGGCCCCGGGCGGACGAGAUUAGGGCGAAUGCGCUUAAGUGGAAGAAGGCGGCGGUGGCGGAGGGAGGCUCGUCUUAUAUGAAUAUGCAGUGUUUUGUUGAGGAGGUUGCACGCUUUGAUUUGGUGCCAAAUUAAAAUGAAGGUAUAUACUAGUGGAGUACUAUGUUGGAAGUGUUGGAAUAUUAAAUAAAAUCUUUAGUGUUGUUAUGGAUUAUUAUUGUACUACUUAAUUAAUUUCGUUUAUGGAGUAAUUGAUUUCAUUU